Molecule: messenger RNA, 2685 nt
Organism: Drosophila biarmipes
Lineage: Eukaryota; Metazoa; Arthropoda; Insecta; Diptera; Drosophilidae
Gene: RhoU
Exons: 9
Coding region: 551-2278 (575 amino acids)
Biological process (GO): small GTPase-mediated signal transduction
Molecular function (GO): GTPase activity; GTP binding
Source: RefSeq, a predicted model, not a curated record
AACGCCCUACGUUUCGAACGAAAACCCCGAAAAGUACGGUCAUGCGCGCAACAGUCGUGUUUUUGUUUUGAUCGUCGAUCGCGGCGGUGCGUCGCUCCUCCGUUUCCCGUGUUCCGUGUGGUCCGUCGGUUUCUCGUUGCCCUCGUUGUUUUCGGUGCUCGGUGCUCGGUCCGCUCUGUUUUCGCUUUUUUUUCUGUGCCGCGGGUUGCACGCGCAGCAACAAAUUACAAUUACAAGCCCAGGUGCAGUGCAGCGCUGCGACGGAGACGGGGCAGCGCAGGCGCAACAGCGGAGCAACGAAUCAAAUGGAACUGGAUCCCGCCCCAGCGCGCAGUUGACUGGAAUCGCACUCCUCUGGAAGUGAGUUGACCUGAAAGUUGGAAGGAAAAAAUCGUUUUACAUUUCAUUGGCUACGCAAACUGGUGGAAAAGUGUGUCAAACUUGUGUGAGUCUCGUCCGUCGUCCACCCAACUGUCAUUGUCUUUUGGCAUUGGGCAACAGCUUAAUUGAAAAAGUUUUGCCAACGCGCACGCAGGCGGAGCAGGGAGAGAUGACUGUGAAAUUGGCCAAGCUGUUUGGUGGUGGUGGAGGCCCCGAGGUCCUGGACGCCCACCAGGAGCAGCAUCAGGAGCAGCAGCUACAGCAACAGCAACCUCUGGCUGCCACACUGCAGCCACAACACUUGCAACAAGCACCACCCCUGCCGCCCCCAAAUGCGAACAUGAAGAGCCUCAAGUAUUACGAGCACCUGCAGGCCACCUAUCUGAUGGACCAGGAUCAGGACCACGAUCAGGAUCAGGAUGACUACGAGGACACCUGCAUGCAGCGCAAUCACCCGUACAACAACUCCCAGAGGCCGCUUCUGGGCGAUCGCCGUCCCCAGCUGACGGUGAUGAGUGUUGGCAAAAAGGCCAGCAAGUCGGGGGCAAUCCCCCAGCAGCAAAGCCUCCCCUUGCCGCCACCACUGCCACCCCUAAGGACCUACAUCUCGCCCUAUGUGCAGCAGCAGAAGCGGGACAGUGCCAAGGGACUGCACGGCUUCAACGACUUCGAUGCGCUGUCCCAGCAGUACAACCAGCACCUGCAGAGCCCGCACAUCGGCUACCCCUAUGGCAGUCCUCCCUCGCCGACGGCCCAGUCGAGCGACUUCUGCUUCGACCGCCAGACGGGACUGGUGAUGAUGCCGGGGAGCACCAGCACCACCGCCGCCGGAGGGGGUCAGCAUCACCACCAGGUCAUCUCGAGCAGUUCGAGCAACUGCAGCAGCUCGCACACCACAUCCACCUCCUCGCCCACCCGAUAUUAUCCGGAUAGCUCGGGCCACACCAGCUUAUAUCCCUCGCGCUUCGAGGAUGACUUCUGCAUGCGUCGUCCGGCCGCGGAGAGCACUGCGUCACCCAUCGCCGGCAGUGGACCCUUCAUCUUUGGCAUCGCCCCGGAGGACCAGGUCACGGACUACGGCAGCAAUCCCCUGCCCCCCACGCCCCCGCAGCUGAAGCAUCAACAAUCUGUGAUCAACAGGAGUCCCUUGCAACAAUCGCUGAGCGACACGAGUGCCGCCAGCAGUGGCAAGGGCUCCAGAUUCUUACUGCGUAAGCGUAAAUCAAAGAAGACAACCGCCGCAGCCGCAGCAACAGCAGCUGACACCGAAACAACGGGAAAAAAGGGUGGCAAGAAGGCUGUCAGCGCCCCCGCGCAGCCCUCGAUCAAGUGCGUCCUGGUGGGCGACGGAGCCGUGGGCAAGACGAACCUGAUCCUGUCGUAUCUGGAGAACCGCUUCAACCCGGAGCACAUUCCCACGGCCUCGGACAUCUAUAAUGCCGACGUGAACGUGAACGAGAGUCCGGUGCACCUGACCAUUUGUGAUACCGCCGGGCAGGACACCCUGGACCCGCUGAGGGAGCUCUGCUACCCGGACAGCGACGUCUUCCUGCUCUGCUUCUCGGUGGUGAAGCCGGAAACGUUCCGGGCCAUCAAGGCCAAGUGGGCGCCCAAGUUCGCCAAGACCAAGGCCGCCCUGAUUCUGGUGGGCACCCAGGCCGACCUCCGCACCAGCCCGAGUGUCCUCAACAAGCUGCAGACAAAUGGCGAGAAGGCAAUUUCAUAUGCAGACGCCUGGGACUUGGCAACGACAAUUGGCGCAAAAUACAUUGAGACUUCGUCAGCCACACAGGACAAAGUCAAGGAUGUGUUCGACGCAGCCAUCUGGGAGGGCCUCGUGCCCACCACCCUGCCGCCCACGCCCUCCUUCUGGAGGAAGCUCUUCUGCCUGGCCUGAGAGCGAACUCGAACCCCCACUCAACCAGACAGACGACGUCAUACUUUAUUUUUUUGGAUACCUACACAUACCCAUUAUUUAUAUGAACAAUUUUUUUUAGAGAUUCUCGUUUAGCAGUGCUUGCACACAGACUGAUCUACACAUAACUAAAGUAGUAUAUACGUUUAAUAUAUAACGCCUGAUGCCUACGUUUUCUUGAUAGAUUUUAUCCCCUCACUCGUGGUUUUCCCUCACUGCUUCUGCUUUUUGUUUAAUUAUAUAGUCCUAAACUACUCUAGACCCUAUUAUCGCCCAGAUCCACAACUAUGUUACAUCAUUCCAUCCAUUUUAAGCACUACGUUUUAAGCAAAUAUUUCAAAUAUUGUAUAUCGAUGGCAGCAUUAAAUAUGGUAGCGAAACAAAUCCAA